AUGCAGGUUCAACGCGAUGAGGACGAAAUAUCAGACGCCGGAAGAUCAGAUGACAGUUCCAUGGCCGACCUACAAGCAAUACUCAAGCUACUUCCGGCAUGUCAACGGUGCCGCAAGAACAAAAAGCGAUGUGAUCUCCAACUGCCAGCAUGCCAGAACUGCACAAAAGCAGAAGAAGAAUGUUUUUUCUUGGACCUCAUCACGAACGAAAGACUGCCACGACAAUACGUUGCUUCCCUACUUGACCAUAUCAAAGCCCUCAAAGCUAAAAGGGGCCACAAAUCGAGUGGCGUUGGCCAUGAUACCGUGUCGGCGCACCUCGUGCCAGUACGAGGUAUGUCAAGAUAUCUCGGCAGCCGCGCAGCUCUUGCAAUACCUGCCCAGGCUCUGUCUGCCAUUUCCCAUGAGGAACCCAGUCCCGCCUUGGAGCUUCCUAGCAACUUCACGAACGGUUCGUCAGUGACCUCGGAGAUGCACACGUUCUUGAUGGAGAGAUACUUCCAUGUUAUCCACAAGGUAUAUCCGGUUUUUGACUGGCCCUCGGAGUUUUUCACUGUCACAUCGCAGACCUAUGGCAGCAACCGAUUCCUCUUGUACGUUCGCGCAAUGGUUUAUUCUAUUGCAUGCCAUUGCCUGCCUAAGAAUGACCUCAGGCUCGUGCUUCUCUCAGAUGAACUAUAUCGACAUGCCGUGGCACAUGCUGAGGAUGUCAUGUCCCAAGUCUCUGUAGAGGCUCUCCAGGCCGUUCUAUUACUGGCUCUGCGCUGUCUCUUCGAUCCACGCAAAGGAUCUUUGGGUCAAAUGAUUGCCUUCUCAAAGUCUUUGAUGACGGAGUUGGCAAGUCGCGGGGUUCUGGAGAAUUCUCCCUUGGAACUACCAUUACGAUGUAUGCUAUCUUGUCUCGAUAACUUGGUUGGCUCGGCUCUGGAUAGACCCUCAGGACGUCCAGAAAUGGACGUGUCACAAACAUUAGACCUGUCGAAUCAAACGGCCUUCUUGACCUCGCAAUAUCAGGAGCAAUGGAAGUAUCGCAACAGCUGCACUACCGAAGUUCAAGACACAGCAGCAUUCGAUAAGCCAAUCGAUCAAAACUGGUCUCCAAUCACUCAAACUGCGCGCUGCGAAACACGGUUUUUGGUAGAUACAACUACAAAAAGUGCACUGGAGCUCCUGCACGAAUACUGUCGUCCCAAUACCAUCUUUACGGUCUUCACUGCGCACUGGACUUACAAGGCAGCGCUGUGGCUUUAUCAGGAUGGGGGGCCCCAGACUUCCUGGUAUCCUCUGGCCUUGAGGACGCUCGAGCGAUGUUCUCUCAAAUGGCCAGAGUCGGGAGCGCUCAUUGAUUCUUUGGCUCGUAUGUCGUCACCAAGGUGCUAUGCAGAAAACAUUGAUUGA
Molecule: messenger RNA, 1398 nt
Organism: Fonsecaea pedrosoi CBS 271.37
Lineage: Eukaryota; Fungi; Ascomycota; Eurotiomycetes; Chaetothyriales; Herpotrichiellaceae
Exons: 3
Coding region: 1-1398 (465 amino acids)
Biological process (GO): positive regulation of transcription by RNA polymerase II
Molecular function (GO): zinc ion binding; sequence-specific DNA binding; DNA-binding transcription factor activity, RNA polymerase II-specific
Source: RefSeq, a predicted model, not a curated record